GAUGAAGACGUGAAAUCCACAUUUGAUCCCAUUCCCUUUAAAUACCAUAUCAAAAUGCAUAAACAUUCAAUCAACUAUAAUUUUCUCCUCAUAAUUCCUCUUCUCAUCAUCAAAAUCACUUGUCAAAAAUGAAAUCAAAAUAUCCAAAUCUAGCCUCACUGAUCAAACGCAAGCUUGUCAAACCAUGCAAAAAAAUAGUGAAAUUCCUGGUAAAGCUCCGCCCUAGGAAGCCGCUCUCCAUAAAAUCGAUCCGCCGCCGCCGCCGCCGCAUAUCCAAGAUGAUGACGGUUUUCCGAUCGCCGCCCGACGAGAGGGAGAUGGACCGGGUGACGGAGCUCACGAGCUUCUCCGACGCCGCGCCGCAUCAGAGAGCGCCGUUUCCGUCGCCGCUCACUCCGGCGUACGUAAAAUUGAGCGCCGCGAGAAUCGAGGAAGACGAUCGCGUGGAAGAAGCGUGCAGAAGCUUCGAGAAGUAUCUGGUGGAGAUGGUCGUGGAAGAGGGGAAAGUGAGGGAUUUGGGUGACGUGGAGGAGCUGCUCUACUGCUGGAAGGAGCUAAGGUCGCCGGAUUUCAUCGAUUUGGUGUGCCGCUUUUAUAGGGAGCUUUGUACAGAUCUGUUUUCCGAGCAAAGCUAGAAUUCGUUUCAUUUUCAUUCUCUAAUUUGAAUGGUGAUAGUUAGUAGUUGUAUUUCACUUGCAAAUUUUGAACUUUUCAUGUAUGAUUUGUAAUAUAGAUCAAUACAUGAUCCUAACUAAA
Salvia splendens (bonfire salvia) is the source of this 756-nucleotide messenger RNA. RefSeq names its product transcription repressor OFP17. The transcript has a single exon. The coding region runs from base 129 to 635 and encodes 168 amino acids. The record is from RefSeq and is a predicted model, not a curated record. Lineage: Eukaryota; Viridiplantae; Streptophyta; Magnoliopsida; Lamiales; Lamiaceae. Gene Ontology annotation, biological process: negative regulation of DNA-templated transcription.